GAUAAUAUUAUUGCGUUAGGAAACAGUGGUCAGUCAUGUUUCGCCGUUUAAAUUGUUUGCGCAGGACGCAACGUUUUUACUCGUUAAAUGCAUCGAAUUCCGUGUUUGGUCGUGAAUCUUUUAUUCAACGACACAUCGGACCCAAUGACUCCGAUCAAAAACAGAUGCUAAAAGAACUGGGAUAUCAGAGUUUAGAAGACUUGAGCGAGGCCGUGAUCCCAGAUAGUGUUUAUCUUCCGAAGACGCCUAAUUUAAAAUCGUCAGUUAUAAUAGACGAGCAAUCUCUAGCCACUUUGAUAAAAUCGAUUGCAAGUAAAAAUCAAAAAUGGAGAAGUUUCAUUGGGAUGGGUUACUACAACUGCCAUACGCCUCAUGUUAUCGUAAGAAACAUGCUAGAAAAUCCUGGAUGGUUGACACCUUAUACUCCUUACCAAGAGGAAAUCGGUCAAGGUCGACUAGAGAGUCUAUUAAAUUUUCAGACAUUGGUUGUCGACCUUACGUGUAUGGACGUAGCCAAUGCGUCUCUGUUAGACGAAGCUACGUCGGCGUCCGAAGCACUGACGAUGACGUUCCGGCAUAACAAACGCAAACGCUGGUUCAUUGCAGACAAUGUACACCCCCAGACAUUAUCGGUUGUACAAACUAGAGCCUCUGCCCUUGGCAUUGAAGUUUGUUCUGGUGAUCCGAAACAAGUAAACGAUUUCAAAUCGUACAGCGGUGUGUUAUUACAGUAUCCAGACACAUAUGGUAAUUUAUUUGAUUACAGUGAUGUCGUGCAUAAGGCUCACAACAACGAGACUUUAGUCGUAUGUGCCACGGACUUGUUAUCGCUUACUCUGAUCAAAGCUCCCGGUGAAUACGGCGUGGACAUUGUGGUCGGAAGUAGUCAAAGACUCGGCACUCCACUCGGAUACGGAGGUCCACACGCCGCAUUUAUUGCAUGUAAGAAACCUCUGAUGCGACUAAUACCGGGGAGGAUGGUGGGUGUUACGAGAGAUGCAGAUGGAGACAAGGCGUACAGAUUGACAUUACAAACCCGUGAACAACAUAUACGUCGUGAACGGGCGACUAGCAAUAUUUGUACUGCUCAAGCUCUGCUAGCAAAUGUAGUAGCUAUGUACGCAAUUUAUCACGGUCCGGUAGGACUGAGAAAUAUUGCCCAGAGAGUACACAACAGUACCGUGAUACUUAAAACAGCGCUUGACAAAAUACCUGGAUGUAAUACUGGCAAUGCCAGUUUUUUUGAUACUUUGCACUUGAAUACCACGAUUCCUCAAAAGGAAAUAAUCGACAGGUGUAGAGAAAAAAUGAUCAAUUUGAGGUUUUUCGACGACCAAUCUAUUGGCAUAUCGCUAGAUGAGACAGUAACAUCCGAAGACAUAAACGACUUACUGUGGAUUUUUGGAUGCGAAAAUAAUAAAAAUAAUAUAAUAUGUAAUGAUGACAUUUUAGAAAAAAGUGUAAGUAAAACAAUAUUUAAGAGGACAUCACAGUAUUUACAACAUCCAGUAUUUAACAAUCAUCAAUCAGAAACACAAAUUGUUCGGUACAUGAAACAAUUAGAAAAUAAAGACGUUUCACUUGUCCACUCUAUGAUUCCAUUAGGAUCGUGCACAAUGAAAUUGAAUGCUACCGUCGAACUAUUACCGCUUUCAGAACCUGGAUUUAUUAAUAUUCAUCCAUUCGUACCACCUGAACAAGUUCCAGGAUAUCAUCAAAUCUUACAAGAAUUAGAAUACGAUCUCUGUCAACUAACCGGCUAUGACAAAAUAUCUUUUCAGCCCAAUAGCGGCUCUCAAGGAGAAUUCGCCGGUCUAUGUGCCAUUAUGAAAUAUCAUCAACAUCGCGGGGAUGAAGAUAGAAAAGUGUGUUUAAUUCCCACGUCAGCACACGGUACUAAUCCAGCAUCAGCUCAAAUGGCUGGAAUGGAUAUUCAGUUGGUGAAUGUGUCCAAAGAUGGUUGCAUUGAUCUACAACAUCUCAAAGAUAAGGUUAAUAAAUAUAAAAAUCAAUUAUCAUGUAUAAUGAUAACAUAUCCAUCUACUAAUGGAGUAUUUGAAGAAUCUGUUAUGGAUAUAUGUGAAAUGAUACAUUCAAAUGGUGGACAAGUUUACUUGGAUGGAGCUAACAUGAAUGCACAAGUUGGAUUGUGUCGACCUGGUGAUAUUGGAGCUGAUGUAUCUCAUUUAAAUUUACAUAAGACAUUUUGUAUACCUCAUGGCGGCGGAGGUCCUGGGAUGGGACCAAUAGUUGUUAAAUCACACUUGGCUCCAUAUUUACCAACUCACCCAGUUAUCCACAGUGGUAAUGAACUUAGUUUGGGUACUGUUAGUGCUGCUCCGUAUGGAUCAGCUUCUAUCAUACCCAUUUCCUGGGCAUAUAUAAAAUUAAUGGGCUCACAAGGACUCAAGAAAGCAACUCAAGUAGCUAUAUUAAAUGCAAAUUAUAUGAGUAAAAAAUUAAGUAGUCACUACAAAACAUUGUUUGUUGGUACUAAACGUGGAUUAGUAGCUCAUGAAUUUAUAGUAGACACGAGAGAAUUUAAAAAGACUGCAAAUAUUGAAGCUACCGAUAUUGCUAAGCGAUUAAUUGAUUACGGAUUUCAUGCUCCUACUAUGUCUUGGCCAGUUGCUGGUACAUUGAUGAUAGAACCUACAGAAUCUGAAAGUAAAAAGGAAUUAGAUAGAUUUUGUAAUGCUUUAAUUAGCAUAAGAGAAGAAAUAAGACAAAUAGAGAAUGGUAUAGCUGAUCGAGAACAAAAUGUGUUAAAAUUGGCACCACAUACAUUGAAACAAAUUUGUAGUGACGAAUGGAAUAGACCAUAUUCUAGAAAAUUAGCAGCUUAUCCAAUGGGACAAGAGCAAAAAGUUUGGCCAAGUGUUAGCCGUAUCGACAGCAAAUAUGGAGAUCAAAAUGUAGUUUGCAGUUGCCCAUUAGUAUUUUAAACUUUAUAAACAUAUCAACUUAAACCAAAAAAAAAAAAAAAACAAUAACAUGAGAAUAAAUAAUAUACAUUUAUUUUAUAGAUUAUUUUAAAUCCAAACAUAAUACCUAAGUAUGAUUUUUAAAAUCUAGUACCAGUGGUACCUACUUAUGUGCAAUGAUAAACUAUUGUCGAGUAUUGCUAAUUUAUGAUAGAGUAAGCAGUGCUCAAAUUAGGAGGGACACAUGGGAACUCAGCUUUUAAACUAGCUUUUGAUAUUAAUUAGCAUUCUCAUACUAAAUUUUCCUAAAAGAACACACAGAUACGUAAUUGAGAAAUAUAAAAUAUAAAUGACAACGAUAUAUUUAUUUUUUUUUGUAUAUUGUACCAUGUUUUACAAUUAAAUUUCUUACCUAUAAUGGUUUUUUUCUAUUUAAUACAACUAAGAAAUAAAUUAAAAGUUUAAAGUGAUUAUAAGUGUAAACAUAUUAGCAUUUAGUCAAAAAUAAUAUACAUUAGAAUUUAUUUAAUUUAAAAUAUGAUUGUAGUAAUUAAGAAAGUAUGAGGGCAAAGCUCCCAAGGGUUAAUGUUAAAUAAAUGUUCAAUUGGAAUGCUGUUCAUAUAAUUUCUAUUUGAGUUACCAUUCUUUUAAUUUAUCAAUUCGAGCACUGGGGAUAAAUAACUAUAAUCUUUCUUUCUAUUGCUGAGUACUUGCAAGAACAAUAUCAGACGGAUGUCAGUAAAUGAUUAAGUAAAAUGGUAUACCAUUAAAAUAGUCAUGUUCAAUGAUAUUUCUAUCUUAGAUAAUUAUACGUCUAUAUUUAUUUGUAUUUUAUUGUAUUGUUAUAAUAAAAUUUUGUAUGGACAUUUUA
This is a messenger RNA of Melanaphis sacchari, 3795 nucleotides long. Its product is annotated as glycine dehydrogenase (decarboxylating), mitochondrial. The transcript is spliced from 17 exons. Gene Ontology annotation, molecular function: glycine dehydrogenase (decarboxylating) activity; glycine binding; pyridoxal phosphate binding. Gene Ontology annotation, biological process: glycine decarboxylation via glycine cleavage system. The coding region runs from base 36 to 2945 and encodes 969 amino acids. The record is from RefSeq and is a predicted model, not a curated record. Gene Ontology annotation, cellular component: mitochondrion; glycine cleavage complex. NCBI's taxonomy places the organism in Eukaryota, Metazoa, Arthropoda, Insecta, Hemiptera, Aphididae.